Messenger RNA from Struthio camelus australis, 2716 nucleotides. Lineage: Eukaryota; Metazoa; Chordata; Aves; Struthioniformes; Struthionidae. The record is from RefSeq and is a predicted model, not a curated record.
GGUCCUUCGAAUUCCAACUUUGCCUCUCUAUGCCAAAAUGAUGCCAAAGGCUUCUGUUUUGGUCUUGGUAGAGAAAAUAACAUCCCCAGCAUUCUUGUGUCUGGACCUCAAAGCCACCAAACUGACCUUUUCCUCCAACAGCAGUGUUGUAAACACAGUAUCACUCCUCUGUCAAGCAGAAAGGUGGGGAACCUCGCAUGUUAGCUUUUCAGCAAAGAAGAAAUGUGUGACUUGGAGUCUGGGUACAUUGUAGCGUGACCUUUUUUGUAUAAUAGACACCAAUUCAAAUGGGGAAAACUUUUUCAGAUACCAUGGCCCAAAACCACUGACCAACUUCCCAACAGCGAAAUAGAUCAACAUUUGGCUUUAUAUCAAAUAGUCGAAGUCGAACAGCAAACUAGCUUACUGAUCAAACAGCACCCAAAGUUCAAAAGCAAGAGUCCUCAAAAAAAAACCUCACAUGCAUUUCUUCCAAGCCUUAAGUGAUCUUGUGGGGGAACAAGGGGGAAGAACUUAGACUUUGACUAUACAUAACACCACCCUCUCUUCACAUGUACCAGAACACCAAUAUAAAAAUUAAGGUAGGUGUAGGUAUAGAGUGUAUUUAACAAUGUAAUUACUAAGUGAAGUGUUAUGUGAAAGCAGUGUUGAUAAGCUGCUAUCACCAGAAUAAAUGUAACCUUUGGGCUUCCUGUCACAUAUUCAAUUAUAUCCAUUGCUUAACGUUGUAAAAGCUUUUUUUUUUCUUUUUUACUGCAUUUUAUAAAUAGUUACAUCUUCAUGCGGCAUAUGGAUGCUAUCACUUGUAGAACUAUUUGACUGUUUAGCAAUAUUAGACAUUGGUAUAAGACUGAAAAAUAAAUAUAUCCUACAAACUGCAGAGAAGUUUAGGAAAGCAAAGUGGAGUUACCAUAACAUGAAAAUUAAGACUCUCUCCCAUGCAGGAAGUGCCACAAGAUCAUAUUUAUUGACAAUAUGUGAUUCCUAGGUCUUAUAUUUCACCUGCAAGACAGUCUCUUCAGCAGCAUAGUGUCAAAAACAAUGAUCCUGCACCAUGCUAUAACAUUCCUGUGCUAGAAACAAAAGGCAUUUCUGCCUAAAUGGUCACUUUUAAAUAGGUAGGCCAACUCUUUCUCAAGUCAUCGGUAUCAGCCUCACGCCACAUAACAGAUUCCUCACUGGGAAACCUGUCCUCAGCAACAAACCUGAUGCACAUGUGUGGCAACUUGAUUGGCAGUACUCUACUCGCAAGCAAUAUGCCUGGGCUCAUGUUUGUCAGCUUUUUGAUCAGACCAUUGCUAGGUAAAUAAUCAGCAUUUCUAAUACGGAAGAUGUUUCUCUUCUUUCCAGUCUCCUAAAUGGCAGCAGUUCUGUCUUGAUGUCAGCACAAAGAAAGCAUUGGUUUCUUUACUCAGAUGAAGUUCAAAUUGGUCCAGAAACGGUUAUGACUACUCUUUACACUGCUAAGAAAUAUGCAGUUCCAGCCCUGGAAGCACAUUGUGUGGAUUUUCUAACUAAGCACCUCAGAGCAGAUAAUGCUUUUAUGUUACUUACUCAGGCUCGUUUAUUUGAUGAACCUCAGCUUGCAAGUCUUUGUCUUGACACGAUAGACAAAAGUACCAUGGAUGCAAUAAGUGCAGAAGGCUUUACUGAUAUUGAUAUUGACACAUUAUGUGCAGUUCUAGAAAGAGAUACCCUUAGUAUUCGAGAAAGUAGACUCUUUGGAGCGGUUGUUCGUUGGGCAGAAGCAGAAUGUCAAAGACAACAAUUGCCUGUGACGUUUGGAAACAAACAAAAGGUGCUUGGAAGAGCUCUUUCCUUAAUCCGUUUUCCACUAAUGACUAUUGAAGAAUUUGCAGCAGGUCCUGCUCAGUCUGGAAUCUUGUCAGAUCGGGAAGUAGUAAAUCUCUUUCUGCAUUUUACUGUCAAUCCUAAGCCCAAAGUAGAUUAUAUUGACCGACCAAGAUGUUGUCUUAGAGGAAAAGAAUGCAGCAUUAACAGGUUCCAGCAAGUGGAGAGUCGCUGGGGCUACAGUGGAACAAGUGAUCGGAUUAGGUUCACAGUAAAUAGAAGAAUUUCCAUAGUGGGGUUUGGGUUAUAUGGAUCUAUUCAUGGACCCACAGAUUAUCAAGUUAAUAUACAGAUAAUUGAUUACGAGAAGAAUCAGACACUAGGACAAAAUGAUACUGGAUUUAGUUGCGAUGGAACUGCCAAUACGUUCAGAGUUAUGUUCAAAGAACCUAUAGAGAUUUUACCAACAGUUUGCUACACAGCUUGUGCUACACUGAAAGGUCCUGAUUCCCACUAUGGAACAAAAGGAUUGAAGAAAGUGAUUCAUGAAUCUCCUACUGCUAGCAAAACAUGCUUUGUCUUUUACAGUUCACCAGUUCAUCGGCAAAGCUGGAUUCACACUACCAUCGUUCUGACUCUUUGGAUGAGCCGUGGAGAAUUAAUGGAUUUAGCACUUCAGACAGCAUCAGCAACUAUGGUGAAGAAAUACUAAGUCAAAAUCUGCACUAUAAAUGUAUCCAGAGUCUCUUAAUUCAGAAGGGCUGUUUUGGAAUAGAGCUGGUUCUGGAGAUAGAAACUGUAUAUACGUAUGUGCCUGUAAGAAAAUGUAUAAUGUGAAAAUGAGAAUACAGGACUUGUAAUGAUGUUAUUUUAUGACUGGAUGCUCUAAUACUAAAUACUAAGAACGAGUAUGAAAUAAGGAUUA